This is a messenger RNA of Formica exsecta, 2488 nucleotides long. RefSeq names its product pancreatic triacylglycerol lipase-like. Gene Ontology annotation, molecular function: triacylglycerol lipase activity. Lineage: Eukaryota; Metazoa; Arthropoda; Insecta; Hymenoptera; Formicidae. The coding region runs from base 645 to 2342 and encodes 565 amino acids. The record is from RefSeq and is a predicted model, not a curated record. The transcript is spliced from 10 exons. Gene Ontology annotation, biological process: lipid metabolic process.
AUCAGAAUAUUCAAAGUCAUUAUUACGACGCUUGUUUCCGCAUUCAUCUCACGUUUCCGUUGCACCGUCAUCUACGUCCGGCUCAUUUUAUUUCUGAUUGAAACCUCUUGAUAAUCUCUCAGAGUUCUUUGACGAGGUCCGAAACUAACGGGGAUCUUGUAAUGCCCACACAGAGCCAAUCGUUGGCUUAGAUCAAGAAUCGACGGAUCCCUACAGGAGUAUCCCCGAAUCAACCCACCGACACCAGGUAACUCCUAGUCGAGAACUCGAAACAACAGUGGUGGGCAGGUAUUCCGGAGCAAGUGGAAUAUCCGCUGCGUGCAUUCGAAGCAGUCGUGCGCCAGCCUCUCACCGCGACACAUUUCGUUCCCUCCCUCGGUUCAGCUCUUCCCUCGUCUCUCUCUCUCUCGAGAGAGUGCAGUUCUUGAAAACAGCCACGACGGUUCGCACGUUUUCUGCUCUGCGCAGAACGAAUUCUCCGCAGAGACGAAGCCGCAGAGGGUGGUCCGUUGGAGGGUGUACGUAAAUCUUGCGCACGCCGAGGGAAUCACGUGGAUAUACGCGAUCAACGACUGCGUGGGAAAUUCUGCGAUGGAUUGGUAGACGGCGGGACGUCCACGUGACAUGAGAGAGCGGCUUCGAAAAUGAUGAGGAGGAGCGGUAUGAACGGACGAGGAGUCGGCGGCAACGGUGAAGGAGCAUUGGUUCUGCUCCUCGUCGCAUUCACUCCUGUUAUCUGCUCCGCCGGAAUCCUGGACCCUUGGCAGUGGGCGCGCAGCGAUCGGAUCGAAGUCAAUAUACCUUGGCUACCUUUCGAGAACGAGACGCGCUGCUAUGACGAACUGGGCUGCCUGAACAUCACCAGGAGCUGGUACCAUCUUAUUCACCGGCCCCUCAACGUUUUCCCAUUGCCGCGAGACGUCAUCAAUACCAGAUUCAUCCUCUAUACAAAUCAGAAUCCCUUGGACGGUCAAAUAUUAAAAGUAGCUAAGGAUAAAUCCAUCGAAAACUCCAACUUCAAUCCUAAGCGAAAAACCAAAUUCAUUAUACACGGUUUUAUAGACACGCCACUCAGCAAUUGGGUCAAGGAGAUGAGGAGCGAAUUGUUAGUGCAUGGCAAUUACAACGUUAUCGUGGUCGAUUGGGCAGGCGGGAGCUUACCUUUGUACACCCAAGCGACAGCGAAUACGAGAUUAGUUGGGCUCGAGUUAGCUCAUCUCAUUAAGCAUUUGCAAACAAACUACGGCAUGAAUCCGAACGAUGUGCACUUGAUUGGACACAGCCUCGGUGCUCACACGGCUGGUUAUGCGGGUGAAAAAUUGGGCGGCAAUAUCGGACGCAUCACCGGUUUGGAUCCCGCGGAACCGUACUUUCAAGGAAUGCCUAACCAUCUUCGUCUAGAUCCCACAGACGCUCGAUUAGUGGACGUAAUUCACACCGACGGAAAGAGCAUCUUUUUCUUAGGUCUUCCAGGGUACGGCAUGAGCCAGCCGUGCGGACACUUGGACUUCUACCCGAACAACGGCAAGGAGCAGCCGGGCUGCACGGAUUUGAGCGAGACCACGCCGUCGUUGCCGCUGACUUUAAUACGCGAGGGUCUUGAGGAGGCUUCGCGCGUCCUGGUCGCCUGCAAUCAUGUGCGCGCGCUCAAGCUCUUCAUCGAGAGCAUCAAUUCCAAAUGUCAGUACGUGGCGCACGAAUGCUCGAGCUAUGCGAGCUUUCUGCGCGGCGAGUGCUUCUCUUGCAAGAGCAACAACAGCCUAAGCUGCGGCGUGAUGGGCUAUCACGCCGACACCAGUCCAGCACUUGUCAAACGCCAGGCCAUGGGACAGGACGUCUCGUCCUUGCUAGGGUCCAAGUUCUUCUUCAUGACCGGCAAGGAAGAUCCGUACUGCAGGAGACAUUACAGAAUCACCGUCAACCUCGCGCGACCGCCGACCGCGGAGAGCUGGGUGCAAGGCUUCAUGAAAGUUACUCUCCACGCCGACAAAGGCGUGAUACGCAACAUGGAUCUCACGCCCAGCGGUUACAUGAAGCUGGAGCACGGGACGACCGCGCGGAUAGUCGUGGCCCAUCCGACCGGUUCUAUCGGCAACAUCGGUAAAGUCAGGCGGAUCGAGCUCUCCUGGGUGUACGAUAUGGACGUGCUGCAACCUAGAUCCUUGUGCUUCUUUUGGUGCAACGACCGACUGUACGUCAACAGCGUCAGCGUGGACGCCAUGGACCUUCCAGGCAGAGGAAAACGGGAUACGGAUUUCACCAGCAAGCUCUGCUCGGCCAGCAGACAGGAAUACGCGGAGAUUGCGAGUGGAUCCACCGCCACAUUCGUCGACAAUUGUUGACGAUCGUGUUCCCCGAGGCGCGAGAAACGUUAUUCGACCGCGCAGUAAUUAUAAAAUGCCGACAGCUGCGUCCACCCGGAGGCAGAUGACUCUCGAAAGUCACGGCCGAUGAUGAAGCGAAGUGGAAAAAAAAAAAAAACGCAAGA